GCUCCCAGAGUCCUUUGCGUUUACAUUCCAGCGGAAAUGUGCAGCGACAGUAGCAGAUCAAACUCGGGACAUUUCUGGAUAAAUUACACAUUUACCACACGGAUUAUCACUGGAAACUAAUAAAAAAUAGCGACGCCCGGUUGUCAGCUCGACCAUCGGCCACAAAUUGAGUAAAACAGCCCGCAAACGGAGCACCAAACCCGGAUGAGAGGCUUUGGAAGACGCGGAGGGAGUCUGCUGCGUCGGAUCAGGUGAUGGCGCCCUCACGUAUGAAACUGCGUGUGCGUUGCCCCGGUACCACAUCAUCAAGAAACGCUCAGCCCCAGAGUGAAGAAGACGAAGGACGGCGACAGGAGCGUCACCGAAGCACCUCGACUCGCAGCAGAGGCCGACGAAAAAACAGCAGAAGUAACAGAAAUGCCAACAACGCGACGGAGGCUUCAAAUACUACCCCCACUACGACGAGCGCCAACGUCCCCUCCGCCUCGCCUCUGCCUUCGUCCUCCUCUUCGGCCACCGCUCGCCAAGUAGUCGCCGCCGAAGACACCUCCCCCGACUCGAAAUGCCCCAUCUGCCUCGAUCGCUUCAACAACUUGGCGUAUCUGGAUCGCUGCUUGCACCGUUUCUGUUUUAUGUGCAUUCAGGAGUGGUCGCACAACAAAGCCGAGUGCCCUCUCUGCAAACAGCCGUUCACCUCCAUCCUGCACUCGGUCCGCGGCGAAAACGACUUCCAGAAGUACACGAUUAGCCGCUCGCCCGAAAACGGCAGCGUGGCGGCGACUGUUGCCAUGGUAGCGGCGAUGGCGAGCGACCACAGGAUGAGGCUGACGUUGCGGAGGAGCAGCACGAAUAGAAGUAGAAGAAACCAGCGUAUGGUGCCGGUUUGGGAGUGGCUCGUGGAUUCGCCUCCCGACAGUCCCGAGUUCAUCCCGAUCUCGCCCGUAGUGAACGCCGAGGAAACGCAACCCUUCGAUUUAGCCGAGCGUGGGAUUAUUUUCGAAGGGCUAACCGGGCUCGGAUCCGCGGGGAACCUGCCUCCUUUUGUCGCGAAUAAUCGAGAAACGCGGAAGCUGCUUUUCAGGUUAGCUGCGAGACGGCGUUUGCAGAGGGAAGGAGGACGCGUGCGGCCUUUGCGCGAUCGGGAGACGAUAGCGCUGCGUCGCGGGCUUUACCGAUGCGGCAUCCGAGUCCGAGGAAUCGCCGGGAGCAACCGAGACCAACCGCAAAGGGAGAUAUCAGUCGAAAGCUUUUGCCAUAACCCCUCGAGUUUAAACAGACUGCGUCCAUGGAUACGACGGGAGCUGGCGGUGCUUUACGGCUCUCACGAUUCGCUAAUCACAAUCGUUCAGAGGAUUAUACUGGCGCGUAUCGCUCGGCACGGACUUGAGGAUUUACCCGUCGUAGAAGACGAACUUCGGCCGUUUUUGUUGGCUCGCACGGAUCAUUUCCUACACGAGCUGGUCAGUUUUGCCCGCUCGCCUCUCACGAUGGAAAACUACGACAUCCAAGCUGUUUACGAGCCACCGGAUGUAGCUUUUAACGUGGACGCUUUGGACAGUUCGACGGACAGCAGCGCCGUCAUCGCCAUCUCCGAGGAGGAAGAGGAGAGGGAGCGAGGAGGAGGUGAACGUGUCGAGUCAGUGCAGGAGAGUCAAACCAGCCUCAGUAUGACAGGCUGGGACGAUGAAACUCCUGGCCCCUCCUACUCCAUGGCAGACUCUUCCUGUUACCUGUCCUCCUUUAGCCCCGCCCUUCACGAGUCGUCCAAUCAGGAUCGAGGAGAGACGCUCCCUCAGACGCCUGUAUCGCCGCGGCAACAAGGAGAGGAAGAGCUGGAGGAAGAGUGUCUCAUCGUGGGCUACAAGAAACCCAUCGCCGAACGCACGCCCGAGCUGGUCCAACUGUCGUCCGACUCCGAGGAGGAGAAGAAGGGAGUGGAGGAGGAGGAGGACGGCAAAGGAAGUAAAGAGAAAGAUGGAGAGAAAGAAGAGAAGGAAAAAGAGGGGAAAGAACUAACUGAAAAGCAACCGGAGAAGUUUUUCCCAGUGCUCACUCCUUCACCGCAGUGCAGAGAAGAGAUCGUCGAGGACGCACAUCCGUCGAGGUCUCACUCCGACUGCCCCAACCCCGGACAAAGCCUGACCGAAGCCCUCCUCCGCGUUCUGGGAAAAGGUUGCCCCAAAUCCAAGCGGAAGAAACGCGAAAGACGCAGGAAUAAGCGACUCCGGAGCAGCAGCGGCACGUCCCAAAACCAAAACUCCUCCAACGUCUCCACGCCGUCGCGACGCUCCUCCCGCUCGCCGUCGCCCGAAUCCAGCUUUGACUCCGACUUCCGGGGAUACUCGAUAGUCUCGCCUCUCGACUCCUCCUGUCCGUCGACGCCCAAAUCGUCUACCACUUCCUGUUUUGGCUCCUCCCCUUCCGUAACCCCGCCCCCUCGGGAAAAAGUGCAAAGAAACACGGAGGAGGAGGAGGAGGCCGCGGCGGUGGCGGAAAAACCGGGAGGGAAACGGAAAUAUAAAAGCCGCCAUCUCGACAGUCACAUCCGAGAUCCAACGUGGAGGCCGAGCGGCGGGAAAGGAAGUAAAAAUAGAAGUAAAGCCAGAGAGAUGGAGAGAAUGAGGAAAGAGGAGAGGGAGAAGAGGAGGAGACGGAGGAGGAGGGAGAGACGGAGGAGACAGAGGGAGGAGAGUCGCAGUCGUGAGGAGCGGAGUCCCAGUGUGGAGAUCGUCUACGAGGGAACGAUCAGCAGCUCGGCCCCGAAACGCAAACGCAGACGCCACCGCAACAGUCUGCUCUCCAGUCCCCCGCUGGUCAUCACAUUGGACAGUGACAGUGACCGAGGCCCCCUACUGGACCACAGCAGCAGCGCGUGCAGCUCCCCCUUCGGCUCGCAACAAACCGUCGACUUCUGCCACUUUCCCGCCCUCCCAUUGGUCCAUUCCUCCGGGGUGGGCGGGACCUUGGAGGGCAGAGACAUCGGCGAACUUCCCGUGGAUAUUUUGGACCGUGGAUCCGAAAAAUCUGACAUCGAAAACCGGAAAAAUAAGUCCUCCGAUCUGAUUUCUUUGGAAAACAGCAGCGAUAGCAACACGGAUAUCGACGUGGAGAAGGUUGAAACGAGUAAAACGCCAAAUCGUGAAGCAGAGGAGGUCAAAGACGAGCCGGAAACGUUACAACUAUUGCAGGAUAAGGCAACUUCUUCGAGUAGUCGGAACAAUUUUCAAGAAGGUAGCGAAAUUCCUCACAAAUCACAUUCCGAUGACGCUGAUAAAAAACUUCUUGAUAGCAUUUUAAGCGUUUUGGACGGAAUCUCUACAAAAUCCGACCUCCCUUCAACUUCCAAUCACGUUAAGAACAACAUUUUGCCGCAUAAACCCAAAAAUCCGAGCGUGGAUAGUUUUCAAUCGAUGUUUUACCCAAGUACGCUUCCCCCGUUUCAACAGCUAACGGAAAAUAGAACAAAAUUCCCUUCAGAUACUUUCUCCCCGCUGGAAAAAUCCAAUAUUGACGCAGACAGGACAGACAUCGCCAACGAAAUCAGGAGUAUGCAUAACUUGGAAACCCAUCGUGAAAUCGCCAGUUCGUUGUUAGCGUUACGAGAUCCAAAAAACAACUCGAUUCAAAACUCUACGUUUCCGGAUUCCCUGUCUUCCCAAGGCAAUCGGGUGUCUUCUUCCGAGAUUGACACGACCGGAUCUACCCCAAAUUCCGAUUCACUUCUUUCUAAUUUAAACGAAAAAACGCAGAACGACUUGGUGCGUGAGAAAGUUUGCAGCGACUCCAGAGCCGACUUGGACAUUCGAAAAUACAAUUCGACGAACGCGGAAGACGUGAAAUGAUUUGAACGAUUAGCGAAACCGUUGAAGUUUUAAAGCGGAACACCGUCACUUUACUCUGGUUUCUAAGCUCUUACUUGUUACAGCGCCCCCUACAUUCUGUUGUUUUAUGUACACGUUUGUCCAUAAAAAUAAAUCCAUUUCCAGCUUGUUUGGUUCAUUUUGGACUUUUACAGAAACAUUUUUAAACCCACUG
Periophthalmus magnuspinnatus is the source of this 4035-nucleotide messenger RNA. Its product is annotated as E3 ubiquitin-protein ligase Topors-like. Gene Ontology annotation, biological process: protein polyubiquitination; protein monoubiquitination. Lineage: Eukaryota; Metazoa; Chordata; Actinopteri; Gobiiformes; Gobiidae. Gene Ontology annotation, molecular function: metal ion binding; ubiquitin protein ligase activity. The transcript has 6 exons. The record is from RefSeq and is a predicted model, not a curated record. The coding region runs from base 255 to 3842 and encodes 1195 amino acids.